Molecule: messenger RNA, 492 nt
Organism: Myiozetetes cayanensis
Lineage: Eukaryota; Metazoa; Chordata; Aves; Passeriformes; Tyrannidae
Product: transcription initiation factor TFIID subunit 10-like
Exons: 2
Coding region: 1-492 (163 amino acids)
Source: RefSeq, a predicted model, not a curated record
AUGUUUAAAAAAGAUGGAAAACGUGAUAGCCGCAAGGUGCGUGGCGCGAAACAGCGACCACGGACCAACGACAGCACCAAUGCGGACCCCGUGCCCACCGCGGCGCCCCCGCCCGCGCCCGCCAAAGGCAGCAAACCCAACCCGGCUGCUGCGGGCAGCGCCGCGCCCGGGGCGGCGCCGGGCAGGGGCGUUGGGACGGCGCAGGGCGCCGAGGGUGGCGCAGUCGGCGAGAGGGGGUCCGUGCCGUUGUCCGUGACCGCUCCCCCAGACGGGACCACGUCCAACGGCAUGUAUGUCCCGCCUGCGGCCAACGGCGACAUGAAGCCCGCGGUGUCCACCACAGCGUUCGUGGACUUCCUAAUGCAACUAGAGGACCACACGCCCAUGAUACCAGACGCCGUGACAGAGCGUCUCGGAGCGGCGUGGAGCCGCUCGAGACUACGAGCGGAGAACCAAGCGACCGAACAGGCUUGCGCCGGGGGUGUAACGUAG